Molecule: messenger RNA, 573 nt
Organism: Solanum lycopersicum (tomato)
Lineage: Eukaryota; Viridiplantae; Streptophyta; Magnoliopsida; Solanales; Solanaceae
Source: RefSeq, a predicted model, not a curated record
AUGAAUGCAAAGUUACUAGUUGAUCAAGUUCAGCAAUUACCAAGCAGAGGGAAAGGGGUGCUCAGGCAAAUCUACUAUCACAUGAAAGGAAUGAAGCAAAGACCAGCUUGGACAUGUCUUAUGUAUAGAAAUGCAGCAAGACCAAAAGCCUAUAUCACAAUGUGGAUAAUGAUGAAUCAAAAGUUUUCAACUGUUGAUAGAUUAGUUCAAUGGGGAAUAGAAGUUGAUAAAGUGUGUGUACUAUGUAAGAAUGGUGAAGAGACUACUGAACACUUGUUUCUACAAUGUCAAUUUUCAAGGAAGCUGUGGGAGAGACUACUGGGAAGCAUAGAUCAUCAUAGCACUGUUCCAAUGGUUUGGGAGCAAUUUCAGCAGUGGUGUAUCCAAUAUGGGAAAGAAAAACGAUCUACAGCACAAAGGUUCAAGACUGUGCUGACAGAAGGAAUAUAUGGAAUAUGGAUAGAGAGAAACAAUAGAAUUUUUUCACACAGGAGCAAAAAGGAUGAGAGUAUUGCUAAUGAGAUAGCUUAUGUAACUAUUGCUAGGAUUCCUUUUAAUAUUUCAAAGAUGUAA